GGAAUGAAGAGAAUCUUUGGGCUCUCACCAGGUUAAACUACUUGAUUUGAGAACCAGCAUACACACACUGAUUGUAGAAAUCUCUCCAGGCAAAGAGGAGAUAUUUGGUGGAAAAUGUUAAGGACAGACACUGCUUUGGUAUAAGGCUGCCUGGAUACUCACUCAGGUUUCCUCUAGACACAGCAAUCCCAGGGAAAUGCUGAGAGGUGUGCCCUGGAUCUGUUGGAUCUCCGUACCCUAACAAGUUCAGGCAAAUUAUGCCCCCUAUUUCUUUGACAAUGGAGCCAGAAGCACAAAUGGGAACAUGGCACUUCUCAGCCUUUCGGAGGACACGCCUGUUGGUACCCAUGUGUACACUCUGAAUGGAACUGAUCCAGAAGGAGAUCCCGUGACAUAUGACCUGACCUAUGAAGCCGGAUCAAGACGCUACUUUUCUGUUGACAAGAAUCUUGGAAAUGUUACUUUGAUCGAGGAGCUUGACAGAGAGAAGGAAGAUGAGAUUGAAGUUAUUGUCAGUAUUUCAGAUGGCCUGAGUAGAGUUUCUGAAAAAGUCAGGAUCCUUGUAAUGGAUGCCAAUGAUGAGAGCCCAGAGUUCAUCAACACACCUUACAUAGUCGAAGUCCCAGAGAACACUCCCUCCAGCAGCAGUAUCUUUAAGAUUGAGGCAAUAGACAGAGACACAGGUUCCGGAGGAAGUAUCACCUACUUCUUGCAGAACAUCCAUGCUAGUAAGUUUACCAUAGACCGUCACAGUGGUGUCCUGCGCAUCAAACCAGGGGUCACCCUGGACUACGAGAAAUCAAGAACGCAUUUUGUCAUUGUGGUAGCCAAGGAUGGAGGUGGGAAGCUCAGGGGAGACAACAAAGUGUUUUCAGCCACAACAACAGUUACUAUCAACGUGGAGGAUGUUCAGGACACUCCUCCUAUGUUCAUCGGAACUCCCUACUAUGGAUAUGUCUAUGAGGACACGCUCGCAGGCUCUGAGGUCCUUACUGUUGUUGCUCUUGAUGGAGACAGAGGAAAGCCUAACAGUAUUCAUUACUGCAUCGUGAAUGGAAGUGAAGGUUCGUUUGAAAUCAGCAACACAACUGGAGCCAUUUCUGUGAUAAAAAGCCCAAAUCAGCUCAAGAAAGAAGUGUAUGAACUAAAAGUUAAGGCAUCAGAAGUCAGUCAGGAAGGUGACAUCUCCGAGCACACGUUUGCCAUGGUGACCAUACGGGUGGUUGACCUCAACAACCAUCCACCAACGUUCUAUGGAGAGAACGGUCCCCAGAACAGGUUUGAACUGACCAUGUACGAGCAUCCCCCAGAGGGUGAAAUCUUAAGGGGAUUGAAGAUUACAGUCAAUGAUUCAGAUCAGGGAGCCAAUGCUAAAUUCAACCUUCGUCUUGUUGGACCUGGUGGCAUCUUCCGAGUGGUUCCUCAAACUGUCCUGAAUGAGGCUCAAGUUACAAUAAUAGUGGAAAAUUCUGCUGCUAUUGACUAUGAAAGCUUCAAGGUGUUAACCUUCAAGCUUCUUGCAAUAGAGGUGAACACACCGGAGAAAUUCAGCUCGACGGCUGACGUAGUGAUUCGCUUGCUGGAUACCAAUGACAAUGUCCCAAAGUUCUCCUCUGACUACUACAUUGCCAGGAUCCCCGAGAACUCCCCAGGGGGCUCCAAUGUAGUGGCUGUUACAGCUACAGAUCCAGAUUCGGGGCUUUGGGGAGAAAUCAAGUACUCUAUCUAUGGAACAGGAGCAGAUCUGUUCCUAAUCCACCCAUCCACAGGUAUAAUUUACACCCAGCCCUGGGCUGUACUGGAUGCCGAAGUGAACUCGAAGUAUAAUUUCUAUGUGAAAGCAGAGGACACAGAUGGGAAAUACAGCCUGGCUGAAGUGUUUAUCACCGUGCUAGAUGUCAAUGACCACUCUCCAGAGUUCAAUGAAAACAUCCAGGAAAAGACAAUGAUCAUUGGGUCACCAGUGAAGAUAGAGGCUAUAGACCAAGAUGCAGAAGAACCCAACAACAUUGUGGAUUAUUCCAUCAUGCAAGCAGAUCCAGCCAAUGUGUUUGACAUAGACCAAAGCACUGGGGAAAUCAAGCUGAAAUCCUACAUCCGAUCUCUGGACAUCAUCCACAACAUCACAAACAAUAAAGACUGCAUAUGGUCCUUGGUGGUCCAGGCCAAAGACCGAGGCUCCCCGUCCUUCAGUACCACAGCAGUUCUGAAGAUUGAUAUCACAGAAGAGACUCUUCACAAAGGGCCUAUGGCCGCCUUUUUGAUGCAAACUAAAGAUAACCCCAUGAAAGCCUUAGGAGUGCUAGCUGGUGUCAUGGGCAUAAUGGUGCUGAUAACUAUCAUGAUCUCUACUGCCAUGUUCUGGCGCAACAAGCGGAACAACAAAGUCAUGCCGGUGAGACGGAUCAUAAAAAAGAGACAGAUGCCGCCACCCCGGACAAUCAGGAUGGAGUGGCUCAAGUUCAAGAGGCCCAGCAACGCUGCAGAGAAGUUUGUCGUUGACGACGAUGUCAAGAGCCUGCACAAUGAGAACAGCAACAACAACGUCCAGGUUGUCUCCGUGCCGCCGGCAGCCCCCGUGCCCCCGCCACCCCCCUCCCUGGCUCCCCGGGGCGAUGCCCCAGGGUGGCGGGUGCCAACCGUGUCCGGCUCCCUCACUCCCAAGCACAUAAUCAAGCCACCAAAGAAGAAAGGUCACAGCAGCACCCACAACGCCCUCGUGUCAGAGCUCAAAAUGAGGUUUGAGAAGAGGAACGCAGCUUUCGGGGAGCCCCACAUUUAGGUACUCUCAGCAGCCCCCAGAGACUGCAGACUGUGGCUGGGCAUGGAUGUUUUUACAUGCUGUCUCUUCCCUGUGACUGUCAGCACCCUGUGAACCAGAGCAGCUUCUCGCUGUGAUCCCCACCCCUCACCUUCUGCAAGUACCACGUGCUACAGAGUCACCCCACGCGCAGAGCGCUGCCUCCGUGUCCGGUGGCGACUGCGGUUCCUUCGGCCGUAUUCCGUGUCCGGUGACGACUGCGGUUCCUUCGGCCGUGUUCCAUGGGCCCUCCCUGCAGCUGUGUCUGACCACGGUGCUGGGUGUGCCAGCCACAGUCUCCCCAGGUGAACAGGGACUCAGGUUGCCCCUGGUUUGGAGGUCUCUACCCAGAGCCUUGGUUUUCAAACAAGAUGUUCUGCAGCCAAGGCCCUGGUAGAUGCUACUUCUGACCUGGUCUGGCAGGUGGGUUUGAGGUGUCUGAAAAUCCAUCACUUCAAAUCCCAGACCCAUUUUUGAAGAUGUUGGCCUGGCUGUGGCAGCAGCACUGAGUCGAGGUGCAGGUCUCCUACAGCAGUGACACUGCCCUGUCCCCAGAGGACAAUGUGCUUCGCAACAGCUGGCAGGGCGAGGUGCUCGUGGCCUGAGUACCUCCGUUCCCAAAAGGUAAGUGGGCAGGCUUGGAGUUCUUCGUUUUCCUGCAGCUUACGCUGGGUUUUGCCAGAGCACAUUGACAUGGUACUGCACUUUUCUGCUGCCCUGGACUUGCCUGCUGAGGAGGGAUAGGAGGAGCACCUCAGCCUUCCCUGGACCAGCAGGGGCAAGAUUUGAGCACAGAAGUUAAAUAGCAGCGCUCACUCAGCACUGCCUCCUUCUGACACUGCACUCCAAAAGAGCAGGAGCCCAGAAGGAGAAGGACAUGAAUAAAAACACAGGGAAGACAAGGUAAAACUGAGAGGCAAAUGAUAGGUGGAAGACAGAGACAAGUGCUGGAAUGUUGCAUAUGUUGGUCAGGGAAGUGUCUGGAAAGAUCGUGUGGUGUUGUACACUGCUAGCAGAAGGUGUCAAGGAAUAUAUUUCAUCACCUCUCCUGCCUUGUUGCAGGGACUGGUGUGUGCAAAAGUAGGUUUCCAUAAAAUAUUCAUGUUUUUCUUAUCAGUAUUUUUGAGUGAAUUAAACAACAGUUAAUGGGAGGGGACUGGCAGGGCAGCUGACAGGUUUUUUUCCCUGUUAUGUGACAGUAAAAAGGCACUGAGAGCAUAGCACUUUUUUCACUGCAUCUACCCCGUGGACUCCCCCUCAGGUUUGUUUCUGAGGAGAUGUUUUUCAGCUGGGUCUGAGUGUUUCCAUCCCCUGGGGAGAAGGCAGCACCAACUGAGCUGGCUGGGGAGCAGCACCCUGCAUCCUCUCUCUGACACCCAGCCCUGCAGGGAAGCUGUGCUGUCAUAGUACCAGGAACAUCAAGGUAGGGAGCAAACCUGACAGGAUGCACCUGUGUUAAUUCAAGGGGUUCAUGAGAGUUCUCCAGCUGUCAUUUCAGUUGAACCAGCAGACCUGGCCUUCAGUAUCUCCUCUCCCUUCAGUACUCCCCUUUUUGCAACAGGACUUCAUCAGUUUAGCAGAUAGCUGGUUGAAUAUGAAAUUACCCACUUACUAGGAAAAUCUCUGCAGCAGAGUCCCAGCUGCGGGCCAUGGCAGGAGCGCUGCUCCCAGAGCCUCUGCUGUCACAUCUCUCCUUUUCUCUACUGUUUUCUUGCUUAUCCCUCUUCCAGGGGUACUGUUGAUGUGAGGCCCAGGUUCUCACCUGUCCAAUCACCUUGUCCUUGUCCCCUGGCCAUAAGCUGGGUGGAGGGAGGGGAUGUGCAGCCCCUGAGGCCACUCCUGCUGCCCUGUACAAGCACCUGCCUUCUGCUGGCUGAGUGUCUGCAGGUUCUGCAACGUUCCCCAAAGUUCCAGAUUUGUUCCCCAUACUACUGUCUUCCCAGUGUUGUGUUAUUGCCAGUAUUCAGUGUUCAUUCUCUAAUAAGG
Hirundo rustica (Barn swallow) is the source of this 4786-nucleotide messenger RNA. RefSeq names its product cadherin related family member 1 (gene CDHR1). Gene Ontology annotation, molecular function: cadherin binding; calcium ion binding. The record is from RefSeq and is a predicted model, not a curated record. Bases 305 to 2782 code for a protein of 825 amino acids. Lineage: Eukaryota; Metazoa; Chordata; Aves; Passeriformes; Hirundinidae. The transcript is spliced from 18 exons. Gene Ontology annotation, cellular component: adherens junction; plasma membrane; catenin complex. Gene Ontology annotation, biological process: adherens junction organization; cell morphogenesis; homophilic cell-cell adhesion.